Molecule: messenger RNA, 837 nt
Organism: Strongyloides ratti
Lineage: Eukaryota; Metazoa; Nematoda; Chromadorea; Rhabditida; Strongyloididae
Product: 39S ribosomal protein L24, mitochondrial
Exons: 2
Coding region: 1-837 (278 amino acids)
Biological process (GO): translation
Cellular component (GO): ribosome; mitochondrion
Molecular function (GO): structural constituent of ribosome; RNA binding
Source: RefSeq, a predicted model, not a curated record
AUGUUUAAAUCUUCGGUACUGAGAUGUGUCAAGAAACCCUCUUCUACGCUAGAUUAUUCCAAACAUAUUCCAAAAGGCUACGUAGAACGAUUAAAAAGGACAGUCCCCAAAAAAGUAUAUUCUAACAGACUUGGAGCUCCAGAUAUUAUAAGAUGGGAAUUACCACCAGAGGAUUAUGUACCAGAACUUGAACGUCCCUGGGAACAGAAAGCUUUGAAAAAAAAUAUGCAACGUGCUUAUGAUUAUCACAGAUCACUGUUAGAUACAAAAUUCUUUAAAUUAAGGAAGCCUUCAUAUAACAAACCAUUACCAGAUGACGAAUGGUUUAUCUUCAAAGGUGAUUAUGUUAUGGUAAUGGUAGGAAAAGAUAAGUUCCGUAAGGGGAAAGUUGCCAAAGUUAAUAGAGAAACGAAUACUGUUAUUGUAGAUGGACUACACACGAAAUUUGAAGAUUUUUCGGAAGGAUUUGAAAAAUAUGGUGUUAGGCCAAUGAAAAGAUGGGCAGAACAACCACUGGAUGUAUCUAAAGGUGAAAUCAAACUUGUAAAUCCUUACGAUGAGGGGCCAACUGAUGCCGAAUGGAAGUUAAAUGCUGAUGGUACAGGAUAUAUCAGAUUAAGCAAAAGCACUGGUCAUGAAAUACCAUUACCAACAGAAGCUUUUAUGACUUAUGAGUAUAUUACACAAGAAAAAUAUUUGGAAAGCAAAAAAGAUACGAACGCAUCAGAUGUUUUAAAAAGAACUUAUGUACCAAAGUUAUGUAGUUUCGAAGAUGAGAUCAUGGAAAGCUUAGGCAUAAAGGAAGAAAAACAAAGAAAACCAAGUUUCUGGUAUUAG